Molecule: messenger RNA, 2344 nt
Organism: Calidris pugnax (ruff)
Lineage: Eukaryota; Metazoa; Chordata; Aves; Charadriiformes; Scolopacidae
Gene: MAP2K5
Product: mitogen-activated protein kinase kinase 5
Exons: 22
Coding region: 71-1414 (447 amino acids)
Biological process (GO): protein phosphorylation
Molecular function (GO): protein kinase activity; protein binding; ATP binding
Source: RefSeq, a predicted model, not a curated record
GCGGCGCAGGCCCGGCUGUACUCGGCAGCCGCCGCGGCCCGCCGCAGCAUGUGAGCCCGGCGGGGCGGGGAUGCUCUGGCUGCUCUGCGGCCCCUCCCGCGCCAUGGAGACCCAGGCGCUGGUGAUCCGCAUCAAGAUCCCCGACGGCGGGGCCGUCGACUGGACCGUUCACUCGGCUCAGCUGCUCUUCAGGGACGUGCUGGAUGCCAUCGGUCAAGUUUUGCCAGAUGCAACGACAACAGCAUUUGAGUAUGAAGAUGAAGAUGGUGACCGGAUUACUGUUAGAAGUGAUGAAGAAAUGAAAGCCAUGCUAUCCUAUUAUUACUCCACUGUAAUGGAACAGCAAGUAAAUGGACAAUUAAUAGAGCCUCUACAGAUAUAUCCAAGAGCCUGCAAGCCUCCUGGGAAACGGAACAUACAUGGCCUGAAGGUAAAUACGCGAGCGGGGUCUGCUAAUAAUAGCAGUUCAGCGGUCUCGGAUUCCCUUCCAAGCAAUAGCUUGAAAAAGUCUUCUGCAGAGCUGAAGAAAAUACUUGCAAAUGGCCAGAUGAAUGAACAAGACAUACGGUAUCGAGACAUCCUCGGUCAUGGCAAUGGAGGCACAGUCUACAAGGCAUAUCAUGUCCCUAGUGGAAAAAUACUAGCAGUAAAGGUCAUACCCUUAGAUAUAACACUGGAACUCCAGAAGCAGAUAAUGUCGGAGUUAGAAAUUCUUUAUAAGUGUGACUCAUCAUAUAUCAUAGGAUUUUAUGGUGCUUUUUUUGUAGAAAACAGAAUUUCCCUGUGUACAGAGUUCAUGGAUGGGGGUUCUUUGGAUGUUUAUAGAAAAAUUCCAGAGCAUGUCCUGGGAAGAAUAGCAGUAGCUGUUGUGAAAGGCCUUACCUAUUUAUGGAGUCUAAAGAUUUUACACAGAGACGUGAAGCCAUCUAAUAUGCUGGUGAACACACGAGGCCAGGUGAAGCUGUGUGACUUCGGGGUGAGCACGCAGCUGGUGAAUUCUAUAGCCAAGACGUAUGUUGGAACAAAUGCUUAUAUGGCGCCUGAGCGGAUUUCAGGAGAACAGUAUGGAAUUCAUUCGGACGUUUGGAGUCUAGGGAUUUCCUUCAUGGAGCUUGCUCUUGGGAGGUUUCCAUAUCCUCAGAUUCAGAAAAACCAGGGAUCUUUAAUGCCUCUCCAGUUAUUGCAGUGCAUUGUUGAUGAGGAAUCGCCCGUCCUUCCAGCCGGGGAGUUCUCUGAGCCAUUUGUACACUUCAUCACUCAAUGCAUGAAAAAGCAACCAAAGGAAAGACCAGCACCUGAAGAUUUAAUGGGCCACCCCUUCAUCGUGCAGUACAACGACGGGAACGCCGAGGUGGUGUCCAUGUGGGUGUGCAGGAUGCUGGAGGAGCGGCGAGCGGCCCAAGGACCACAGUGACCACAGCACCAUCCACCACAGCUCCUCCUGGACCAGCAGCACCAGCCCCGCCGCUUCCAGCUCUCAGCCUCUCCGGAUCGUAUUUUACUAAAAAUAUUUUCUAGGAAGCAUCAUCAACAAAACCUUGCAGGAUCUUCGUUGCCGCCUUGCCCUCACCACCACGUUAAGGAAUUUCCUUCCCGGGUUUCUUUUGCUGCUGAGCAAAUUAACGUCCUCAGAUUAUCUUCAGUUAAACUGUACACAGCCUUAAAGCAAGUAUUUUAUAUCUCUAUUUUUUUGUUACUGAAUGUAUUGUAUAUUUCCUGCCUCCAGAGUAUUUUUUAACUGUUGGUCUUUUGCUAUUGUACAAAUGACACGCUGAGUGUCUUCAGAGGAUUUCGUAGAGAGCUGUUGGCUCUCUGUGAGUGCAGACGUCCACAAAACGCUGGUUUUAAAUGUUAAAACGAAAGCAAACAAACAGACAAGAAGUGUCUGGAGUCACCCAUCCUGCCAGGAGGUUGAGGGAUUGCCCUUUUGGAGUGAAAAAAAAGGUAUGAAGCGAUGGGCAGAGCCUGCUGCUGGGACUGGGGUUUGCUGGAAGGACCGAGCAGGAGAGGACAGGACACACAGGGGUGUGUGAUGAGCAUCCGUGCUCAGGCACUGCGGGCUCUUCCCUAAAUGCUGAAGGGUUUUAUUGAGGUGGGAAAAAGUGAGGUGAGAGAGGACAACGCUCCCCUAAAUGGAGAAGGGGGGCUGCUGGGCCAGCACCAGCCAGAGCCGGUGGCCCCGAGCCCUGCACGGCCGAGACGGGCUGUCGGCCUCUGGCUGGGAAGGGAGGGUGGCCCUGGGCACCAGAGUUUGCCAACAGCAAUGGCAGGAGGUCCUGCCCCUGCCGUCGAGGAAGCUGAGGACCAUGGCACAGGAUUUGUCCCACUAAAGGGGGACAAACAU